CUCGUAUCCUCCUCACUCCUGUUCACAUGCCAACAAAAACCCACCCUAGCCUACCUCUCUAGUUCCCCUUAUAUAUACUGUACCAAAAACAUUUAUUCUGUGUUUCUUAGAAUCCUUGUCCAAACAAGAGUCGCACACAAUUAUUGUAAUAAUUUCAUUUUUAAUUUGUUUUUGUGUUGUUUGUGAUCAUGGCAACAACAGAGUCUGAGAAAUCAUUGCUGCAUCAUCACAAGGAGAAGCACUUCACCGCCGGUGAGGUCGUGCGUGACAUCAUCAUCGGAGUUUCUGAUGGUCUCACUGUGCCGUUUGCGCUGGCGGCGGGCCUCUCCGGCGCGAAUGCAACGUCGUCCAUUAUUCUCACGGCUGGUAUUGCUGAGGUGGCGGCCGGUGCCAUCUCGAUGGGACUCGGCGGUUAUCUGGCAGCCAAAAGUGAAGCUGAUCACUACUUUAAAGAGCUGAAAAGAGAAGAGGAGGAGAUUAUCACAGUCCCGGACACAGAAGCUGCUGAGGUCGCUGAAAUACUGGCUGAUUACGGGGUUCAGCCGGAUGAGUACAGACCUGUUGUUAAUGCACUCAGGAAGAACCCACAAGCAUGGCUUGAUUUCAUGAUGAAGUUUGAGCUUGGCCUAGAGAAGCCAGAUCCAAGAAGAGCUCUUCAAAGCGCAUUCACAAUCGCAAUUUCUUAUAUAAUUGGUGGACUAGUACCUCUUUCUCCCUACAUGUUCAUUAAGACCGCAGAAAACGCUCUUAUCACAUCUAUCAUUGUAACUCUGCUGGCAUUGCUAAUCUUUGGCUAUGCGAAGGGUCACUACACAGGGAACAAACCUGUUAAGAGCGCGUUGCAAACUGCCCUGAUUGGAGCCAUUGCCUCAGCUGCUGCCUUUGGCAUGGCCAAGGCGGUGCAAGGCUAGUCUCCCGGGGUAAUUGGGGUAUCAAGGAACAUGUUUGGACCCAGACAUUUACUGAAGUUAUCUUUGUGUUGUGCAACUUUUCUCUCUAUGGUUAAAUUGUAUGUUAAACAAUUCAGGAUAUCUUUGCCUUGAACAAGGUUAUCUUUUUACAAA
This is a messenger RNA of Daucus carota subsp. sativus, 1064 nucleotides long. RefSeq names its product vacuolar iron transporter 1. Gene Ontology annotation, molecular function: manganese ion transmembrane transporter activity; iron ion transmembrane transporter activity. The transcript is spliced from 4 exons. Gene Ontology annotation, cellular component: vacuolar membrane. The record is from RefSeq and is a predicted model, not a curated record. NCBI's taxonomy places the organism in Eukaryota, Viridiplantae, Streptophyta, Magnoliopsida, Apiales, Apiaceae. Gene Ontology annotation, biological process: intracellular manganese ion homeostasis. Bases 189 to 911 code for a protein of 240 amino acids.